Messenger RNA from Scophthalmus maximus (turbot), 1281 nucleotides. RefSeq names its product lin-37 DREAM MuvB core complex component (gene lin37). Gene Ontology annotation, biological process: negative regulation of transcription by RNA polymerase II. The record is from RefSeq and is a predicted model, not a curated record. Bases 187 to 915 code for a protein of 242 amino acids. The transcript is spliced from 10 exons. Gene Ontology annotation, cellular component: Myb complex; transcription repressor complex. Lineage: Eukaryota; Metazoa; Chordata; Actinopteri; Pleuronectiformes; Scophthalmidae.
AAAACAAGCUAAAUUAGCAUCGGCAAUUUAAGCUAGUAAGCGCUUUGGUCCAACACAAAAAGUAAAACAACCACUCCACCGGAGAUUUCAAGUAAAUGCGUGGAAACCGCCGGGGCUAACUUCUACCAGUUAAUUAACCGCCACACAGUUACCGUGCGGAAUUCCUACAUCGUAGAGGCGGAGAUUAUGCAUCACGUGAAGAUCAAGACUGAACGGCCAGAUGUCGAUAGUGGUGCACGCAGCAGAUUGGAUGCUGUGUUAAAGGGACUGGUUGAGAAGAGUGAGAAUGAAAGGGAGCAAAAUGAGGGUGACGCUGGAAAAAUUUCCGCAGACUCUUUAAACAAGGAUUUGUCUCCAUCAUCUGCUGGAAAAAGACCUUCAGCUCGAUUUCCACAGCACCGUAGGAAGAAGCGGAAAGAGAUGGAUGAGGGCAUACCAGAGAGCAAUCAGCAUAAACAAAAUGCUUACAUUAUCAAGCUGUUUGAUCGCAGUGUGGAUCUGGCUCAGUUCAACACCAGCACCCCACUGUAUCCCAUCUGCCGUGCCUGGAUGAGAAACAAUCCCUCUGUUCGAGAGCCACCUGCUUCCCCAAGCCCCCCUCACAGCAUGGUAGAGGAAGAGGUCACUGACAUGAUCAAUGGUAAAGGUCAGAAUGUGGUCAGACUGCCUCCUCCAACAUCCUGUCCAAUCAGCACCUCUGGUGAACCUAUCAAUCUCCGGAUCCCACAGACUGAAAAACCCAAUGUUACCAAGUUAACAGAUUCAGCUCCUAUACCAGGCUCUCUCAUAUGUGACCACAUGGAACGUUGGAAGAAGAUAAGGCAAAAAUGGAAGGAGUGUUCUACUAAGAACCAAUUAAGAUACAGCGAGAGUAUCAAGAUCCUAAAAGAGAUGAAGGAGCUCUAUGAUCGCUAACUACUCGUAGCUCUCCACCACAGAAUGGACUCUAUGCAGUCAGAAUUGACUCGAUUUCUGAAUACACCUGCUAUUUAUUCAAAAUGAUCAGACUCAUAGGAAAACAUAAACUGAACCCGGAGCCUUAAAGGGACCAUUUGUCCAAUGCAUUACAGAUUUUUUUUUUCCUCAAGGAUGUUCAAGUUUGUUGCAAUUUCUUGUGCAGGAAUGUUUUCUAGUGUGACAUGGGACUGUUUUUUAUUCAUAGAAGUUUUGCAUAUAUGAAAUAAUUUAUUUGCUCAUUGGUAAAAGUGUUGUUCAACAAAAAACGACUUGUGACUUCUCAACAUGAACAAGACAAAUUAAAGUCCAUUUUGGUCUCUUCCA